GAUGAAUCUCUAGGUGUAUGGCGCUCGGUCUGAUUUUUAUAAGAAGUGUUUCAACAAAAUGGGUGCUGCUUCUUAGGCCUGUUUAAGUCGCUUCAGCUGGAUGGGGUUGAUAAAAGUGGCCGCUCGGAGUGGUGGCGUAACGGCCUCGGUAUUUAUUAAGCCCUCCAUUGUGGGCCGCUCAGUUUAUAGGAGGAGGCGUCCCAGCUCUGCAUGUGGCUGAUUUCUUUAAGGCAUCCAGACUCUUAAACCGCAAUUGCCUGUCAUUUGGGAGCUGUCAUUGUAAAGAUUCCAUAAACUUGCCAGGUCACUUUUCUGUUACUGGUCUUCUCAGGGAUUUGAUAGCUGAAUAAAGGCCUGGUACCAUCAUGCCAGACCGAGAUAAUACCUAUCUAAACAACAGCAGCAGUAAUGAUGAAACUGGCACUAGCACCACAGAUGACAUAUGUAGAGAUUUCCUACGCAAUGUUUGCAAGCGUGGAAAACGGUGUCGUUUCAGACAUCCAGACUUCAAUGAGGUGCCAGAUAUAGGUGUGCAGAAAAAUGAGUUCAUCUUUUGCCAUGACUAUCAAAACAAAGAGUGUGUCCGUGCCAACUGCAGGUUUGUCCAUGGUACAAAAGAAGAUGAGGAUUACUACAAAAAGACAGGGGAGCUGCCCCUGAGACUCCGCGGUAAGGUGGCUGCUGGUCUAGGACUUUCACCUGCAGACUUGCCCCUCAGUCGAGGGGAGGUGCCUAUUUGUCGAGACUUUUUGAAAGGAGAGUGCCAACGUGGGAAUAAAUGCAAGUUCCGGCAUUUAAAAAAGGAUUUUGACUAUGAUGUAAUGCGAAGUGCUGUUCCUGGUUUAGGUGUGGUGGGGAAUGUUGCAUUAACAGACCGCACCCCUCGAGACCAGCCUGGUGUUCCUGGCGUUUCUGGAGUUGUUGGUGUUCGACGUUUUGAUCGGGGCAUUCCUUAUGAACCUAUGAUGGAGGGUGUGUAUGAAGCAGGAUAUGAAGAUUUUGACUCAGGGUUACAAAUGAAGAGGCGUCGCAUGGAUGGUAUGCGUUUUGGAGAGGGCUUUGAUUAUGGGAUUCAGGCGUCCCCACGUCCUGUAGACUAUCGAAUGUUAGAAGAGGAGAAUGCUCUGCUGCGGAAGAGGGUGGAAGACCUUAAGAAACAGGUCUCCAAUCUGAUUGCCACCAAUGAGGUCCUGCUUGAGCAGAAUGCACAGUUCCGAAGCCAGGCCAAAGUUAUGACUCUUUCUUCCACACCUGCCCCUUCAGAGCAGACGCUACCCACUGCCGUAGGUACAGUAAACACAUACAACCACAGCAUCGCACAGACGCAUACCACACUUAGCAGCCAAGCCCUCCAGCCCAGACCAGUAAGCCAGCAGGAUCUAGUGGCUCCAGCAGGGGGCCAGGCGGCUCCUCCCACUAAUGCUGCCCCACCCAGUGCCCCACCCCCACACUUAAAUCCAGAGAUUACUCCACUAUCGGCUGCCUUGGCUCAAACCAUUGCACAAGGCAUGGCACCACCUGUGUCAAUGGCUCCAGUUGCUGUUUCUGUGGCUCCUGUGGCAGUGUCUAUGGCCCAGCCUCUCCCAGGGAUUACCAUGAGCCAUGCGACCACUCCAAUGGUCUCGUACCCAAUUGCCUCCCAGAGCAUGCGAAUUACCCCAAUGCCUCACUGACCUUUUAUUCUCAGAUUAUGAGCUGUAGCCAUAAUAAGCAAGACUCGGGGGUGGGGAUAGGUUUACCUAGGAAUAUUUUACAGUUUAGUUUGUGGCUCAAGAAAAACAAAAGCAGAAUUCCAGGGUUUACAAAUAGCAGGAGGCAGCAAGAUCUAUAAAGGGCGCAAAGAUGCACUGACUAAGCACACCACAUUUUGUGGCAGUCAUGUCCCCACAGUGAAAUAAGCAGCAGGACUGAACACUUAAAGGCAUUGGCUGUACUUCAGUAAGCCACAAAUGAUGGUGUCCAACUUUGUGGCUGUAAUAGAGCUCAGUGUAAGAGGUGGAGGCAUCAGACCAAAGGUCAUCUACCAUCAGGAUGUAGGGCCUCAGUGACAGACUCGGUAAACCUGGAGGGCAAAGCCAGUUAGGAAUAGUGAGGAGCUGCCGGCUGAGUCAUAUCUAAAUUAUAUCCCAAGAAGUUCUGACCUCGACAAAACCUGGAGUGAAGAGAGGUUAACAUCGUGGUUAAAUGGUCAUGUUUUAACUCGAGAUAAAGCACUCAGGAGUUUUGCAGAUGCCUCGGAUUGGAGCCUUUAACUAAGAGGGAUUGCCUGCUGGCAGAGUAGCAUGCAGGCCGGCCCUUCAGCUCUUGCCCUAUUAACAUUUCCUACUUGUGCUCCAUGCUCUUGUACUGCAAGCUGCUUCCAUUCAUCAGGAUUUCUCCCCCUCAGAACUUUCUUGCUGUUCAUCACCGAUAUUCUGUUGGCAAUGAGAUGAUCGCACUGCUACCUGUGCUGCAGGAUUUUGUUUUAAACCUUCCAACCAACAGGAUUACGGUGGUGGGACUGAUUACAGUUAAAAUAUACUGAUCUUGGAAUUUUGUAAUUUAUUUUUGUUAGAUAUUUUUAGUGAGUCAGACUCUUGAACUAAGCACACAUUGCAAGCAUCGAGGAAACUGCCUGAAAAGACUGAAGUGACGAGAGGGUCAAGAUGGGGGUAGACGGUGGGUGCAGUGAUGUGUGGUUCCUGUCUUUCUCUUUGUAAAUAGUAAAACGCUUUUUAUUCUG
Messenger RNA from Polypterus senegalus (gray bichir), 2722 nucleotides. It is a transcript of the gene zc3h10, whose product is annotated as zinc finger CCCH-type containing 10. Lineage: Eukaryota; Metazoa; Chordata; Cladistia; Polypteriformes; Polypteridae. The transcript is spliced from 3 exons. The coding region runs from base 366 to 1673 and encodes 435 amino acids. The record is from RefSeq and is a predicted model, not a curated record. Gene Ontology annotation, molecular function: metal ion binding.